AUGGAGCAACAGAGAAACAAGAGGGUGGUAUUAAGUGUGUUUGAGCCACGCUUUGAGCAUGGGAAACGCUACCAUUACAAGUAUGUCGCCGACGUUGUCACCACAGUGCAAGGAUAUGAGAUGGGAAGAUCUGUUGUGAGGCUGACUGGAGGGCUAGAUAUCUAUGGAGGGGAUCAGGAAAAUAUUCUCAAGAUUGCAUCUCUAAAAGUUGAAGAUGCUGUCGGAAUCUUUCCAGGAGAGCCUCCAUUUGCUGCACCCUCCAGGCAACCUGAAUCACUUAUUGCUUGCACCAAAUAUUCUUUCGUGUUUGGCUACGUCAAUGGCAAGGUUCAGAACAUCCGUGUGCCAAGAGACCCACCUCUGCCUUGUGUGAAUCUUGUCAGAGGCUUCCUGAACGGAUUUUCCAUGUCAAUUAAAAACCAGAAAGAGUAUGAGCUACAAGAGGAUGGAAUUGGAGGUGAGUGCCACACAAGAUACGUCAUCCGGGAUGACAGGAGGAGCAGCACAGUCCUUGUUUCUAGGACCAAAGACUCAAACAACUGCAGGAACAAAAUGGAGCGCAGCAUUGGAACAUUCUUCAUCCACCGUAACCCCAACUGCCUGCUGCAAAACAGGGUGAUCCAAGGGACUGAAGCUUUCACCUUCAAACUGAAAUACAAUCCCUCUGGAGCUAACGCUCAGAUCAUGCAAGUCGAUGCUGAACAAGUCUACCAGCUUUCUCCAUUCAGUGGAGCUGAGGGUGCCGGAGUUAUGAAAGCUACGUAA
This is a messenger RNA of Lacerta agilis (Sand lizard), 765 nucleotides long. Its product is annotated as vitellogenin-2-like. Gene Ontology annotation, molecular function: lipid carrier activity. Lineage: Eukaryota; Metazoa; Chordata; Lepidosauria; Squamata; Lacertidae. The transcript has 5 exons. Gene Ontology annotation, biological process: lipid transport. The coding region runs from base 1 to 765 and encodes 254 amino acids. The record is from RefSeq and is a predicted model, not a curated record.